Molecule: messenger RNA, 2226 nt
Organism: Brassica oleracea var. oleracea
Lineage: Eukaryota; Viridiplantae; Streptophyta; Magnoliopsida; Brassicales; Brassicaceae
Exons: 4
Coding region: 1-2226 (741 amino acids)
Source: RefSeq, a predicted model, not a curated record
AUGCUAUGUCCUUGUGUAAGUUGUGGAAACCGAAAGCAACGUGAUGUAAGAACCAUAUCUCGCCAUCUUUACCGAGUCAACUUCAAAAGUAAUUAUUAUGUAUGGUCAAGCCAUGGAGAAACCUACUAUGACGCUGGAGAAUCAUCGACGGGAGGUCAAUUUAUGGGAGAUGAAGCAAGAUAUGCAGACGGGCCAUAUGAAGAGAACAUUCCUGGAGGAGACUUUGGGUCAACUGAAAUACCGGAUAAUUUGAUGGAGGAACCCAAUGAAGAGCAAUAUGAAGAAGGAUUGUUUGAAGCUUUCGAAGCCGCUAAUCAACCACUAUAUGAUGGAUUUGUUGAAGGUAUUUCUCAACUAUACUUGGCAUCUCGUUUAAUGAAAGUAAAAACUGAUCAUAAUUUGGCGGAGUCAUGUAUGGAUGAGAUAUCACAAACUUUUAGAGAUGUUUUGCCACAACCAAAUAUAGCUCUCGAGUCAUAUUAUGAGCUAAAGAAGCUGACGAAGUCGCUUGGUCUCCCUGUCGUGAAGAUCGAUAUUUGUGAGGAUAAUUGCAUGUUAUUUUGGAAAGAAGAUCGCGAGUUGUUGGUGUGUCGGUUUUGUGGAAAAGAUAGAUAUCACCAGAAGAACCAUGGAAAAGAGAAAAGGCGUCCAAAACAAAGAAUGUUCUAUUUGCCUAUUACGGAGAGGUUGAAGCGUCUUUACCAACAAGAGGCUGCUGAAUCACAAAUGCGAUGGCACGCAAAACAUGAGUCGUCAGAAGGAGAAAUGCACCACCCUUCUGAUGCAGCAGCGUGGAAGCAUUUUAACAAGGUAUAUCCUGAUUUCGCUGCGGAAAGUCGAAAUGUUUAUCUAGGAGUAGCAACAAAUGGAUUUAAUCCAGUGGGUAUGAGCGGUGAAUCCCACUCGGUUUGGCCCGUCAUCGUAACCCCAUAUAACCUACCUCCUGGUAUGUGUAUGAAAAGAGAAUAUUUCUUUAUAUCAGUACUAGUUCCUGGGCCAAGGCAUCCAAAGAAGAGCAUUGAUAUCUAUUUGCAGCCGUUAAUUGAAGAACUAAAAAGUUUGUGGAGCGAUGGAGUCGAACCAUAUGAUGUCUCGAAGAAGCAAAAUUUUACAAUGCGAGCCGCACUAAUGUGGACAAUUAAUGACUUUCCUGCUAACGGCAUGAUUUCCGGAUGGAUGACUCAUGGCCGUUUAGCUUGUCCAUAUUGUCUUGAUGAUACAAAGGAGAAUCCUUACAGAAGAAAUGUCCAAGCUUUUCGAAAGGGGCAGACGGUAGCUGAUGAUCCUCCACCAUGGUUGACGGGAGAAGAAAUUCUUCGCGAAAGAAUCAACAACAUCGAAGGACUGAAGAAAACGGUCGAUUGUGGAGGAAAUGGACACGAGAAACCUGCGAGCACUAUAAACGGCUAUGGCAAAGACCACAAUUGGGUGAAGAAAAGUAUCUUUUGGGAGUUGCCGUAUUGGGAAAACCUUCUUCUUCGCCACAACUUGGACUUCAUGCACGUUGAGAAAAAAUUAUUUGAUAAUCUUAUCAACACGAUGCUUAAUGUUCCCGGGAAGACAAAAGAUAAUGAAAAGUCGAGGAUGGAUCUACCUGAUUUGUGCAGACGGUCUGAGUUGCAUAUGAAGGAUGAUGGAACGAUGUCAGUCCCGAUAUUCCAGUUGUCGAAAGAGGAAAAAAAAGAAUUUAAGCGAUGGUUAAAAAAUGAUAUAAAAUUUCCAGAUGGGUACGCUUCAAAGUUUAGUAGGUGUAUAGACGAGACGAAUAGCAAGAUUUCAGGUCUGAAAAGUCAUGAUUGUCACGUCAUUAUGCAGCGACUUCUCCCAUUUGCGUUUAAGGAAUUACUUCCCAAAAGUGUUCACAUUGCCAUUUCAGAGAUAACACUCUUCUUUCGUGAUAUAUCUGCGAAGAUACUUAAGCACGAAGAUGUUUCCAUUUUGAAAGAAAACAUUGCGGUGAAACUUUGCAAUUUGGAGAAGAUUUUUCCACCGUCGUUCUUCGAUGUUAUGGAAAAUCUGGCUGUACAUUUAGCAGACGAAGCUGCUUUAGGUGGUCCAGUGCAAUAUAGAUGGAUGUAUCCUUUCGAGCGAUACAUGUACCAUCUGAAAAAGAAAGUUAAAAAUAAGGCACACAUUGGAGGUUCCAUCGUUGCACAAUAUGUGAAUGAGGAAAUAUCUACCUCUUCUAGAAGUUUGGUUUACAUAUCAAUAUCCAGAUGUGCCUAA